CGUCGAAUUUCGAAUGUCUCUGCUGCUUGAUAUGCUUCCGAGACGCUACCUGAAAGAGCACCAUCUGGCUGGUUUCGACAAGUACAAAUACAAUGCGAUUGACACUUCGCCGCUCGCCAACUACGUCAUGCAUCCGUUCUGGAAGGCACUCGUGCAGGUCUAUCCCAUGUGGUGGGCUCCGAAUGCUCUGACACUUCUCGGCUGUCUCUUCGUUGUAUUCAACUACUGUAUUCUCGCUUACUAUGACUUCGACUAUCACACAACCUGCAAUGACUUGGGUGUUGUGCGAGAGCCAAUACCGCGGUGGGUGUUUCUACUCUGUGGCAUAUUGCAUUUCAUGGGUCACACUCUGGACGGCACGGAUGGAAAACAGGCAAGACGGACAAACUCAAGUACUCCGUUAGGAGAGUUAUUUGAUCACGGUUUGGACACGUUUACUGUCACUACGAUAGUACAGUGUGCAUGCUCCAUCUAUGGAACGUGCUCACCUUGGGGUGCGAGUCUCUGGCUAAUGCACAUUGGACUGAUCACUUCACUCUUUAGCUUCUAUACGACACACUGGGAGAAGUUUGUCACCGGCGUCAUGUACCUUCCAUGGUCAUACGACGUCAGUCAAGUAGCAAUUUUGUUUGCGUAUAUUGCGUGCUGGUGGUCGGGCACUGAAGUGUUUCAUGUUAAAGUGUUUUGGGAUGUUGCGCCGGUGCAAAUCGUGGCCUUCAUUCUGUUUGGAUCGACAGCAGCUGGCAUAGUUUCCAGUGUCUGGAAUAUUAGGAAUGCCGCAAAACAAGGAUCAAUACGGAUCUCGUCUCCAUCACCAGCCGGAUUCUUAGUCCAAUGCAUUCAACCGUUUUGCCCUCUUUUUAUGGCAUACAGUUUGAUCAUAGUUUGGGCAGUGUUUUCGCCAGCAAACAUAAUGGAGUCCCAAACGAGGCUCUUCUUUCUGAUGGAGGGACUUCUAUUUUCAAAUUUUUGUUGCCGAUUGAUUGUCAGUCAGAUGUCGAGCACUCCAGCCGACUCGUGGAACUGGCUACUGUCUCCAUUGUUGGUGAUUGUACCUCUGGCUUUGCAAAGUCUAGCCAACGAAACCAUGAUGCUUGUGUUGUAUGUGGCAGUUAUUGCCAUUUAUCAUCUUCACUAUGGAGUUUCAGUCAUGCGAGAACUGUGUGACCACUUGAAUAUCUAUUGUUUCUCAAUAGAGAAGCCUCAACGAGACCCUCGUAAGGAUUAGUUUUAUGCCUAAUUAAAUUAACAGAGUCUGAGUCGUAUACACUCAUAUCUACAAGAAUUACUGUGUAACGACACAUUCAUCUUUAACUUAAUUAAUAAUAUGGUAUCACUUUUUGUUCAUUAAUAUUAAUUUAUAACAAAACCAAAAUGUGAGUGGUGAAAUUAUUAUGUAUUGAUUA
Messenger RNA from Corticium candelabrum, 1406 nucleotides. RefSeq names its product ethanolaminephosphotransferase 1-like. Gene Ontology annotation, cellular component: endoplasmic reticulum membrane; Golgi apparatus. The transcript is spliced from 9 exons. NCBI's taxonomy places the organism in Eukaryota, Metazoa, Porifera, Homoscleromorpha, Homosclerophorida, Plakinidae. Gene Ontology annotation, molecular function: ethanolaminephosphotransferase activity. The coding region runs from base 14 to 1228 and encodes 404 amino acids. The record is from RefSeq and is a predicted model, not a curated record. Gene Ontology annotation, biological process: phosphatidylethanolamine biosynthetic process.